AUGGGACACUUUUUCACGGGCUGGGCGCUAUGGGAGGAGAUGACCUUUGUUCUAGGAAUGGCCAUCAUCGUUGUGUUCUGCAUGGGGCUGCUCAAGCUGUGGUGGACCAACAGGGCAGUGCGACGGCACGAGAUCCUCGACAUCGAGAAACGCGCACGGCUGACCGAGAUGCGAAAGACGGGCCUGUCCUCGAAACGCGGCGGCGACAUCCCCUUUGGCAUUCGGGCGAUACAGAGCGGCAUAGAGGUGGAUGGGAUCUGGAUAUCUCGACCGGCGAGUGCGAAUCGAGCGUCAUCCAAGCUCGAGAUGUCCACCACGACUACCCUCAUUGGGGAUUUCGACGGGCAGAAGGGCAAGGACAGGAGGAAACAUUUAUCGGAAGAAGCAAAGCUAGACUCGCGACCAAACUCGUCAUCGACGGGGGGCAAACCCGUCCCAUGGCGCACGACCUCGGACUAUUCCAACCUCGAAGGUCAUAUGGCCUCUGAUGUUGCGUCCAAUAAGUCGAUGCCCCUGCCCCAGAUAUCGGAGGAUCCGCCUCAGCUCGACCUCAACCGGAAUACAAGCCCACUAAAUGAGGAGGCGCUGCUUCAACUCGAAGAUCAGCAUGGAUAUAGGCCGUCGAUCAACACAUACGUCCCAUCAAGAUACUCGUCCCAGCACUCGAGUAUUCAGAGAAAUUACUACCGGCCGACAAAGCGCAGCUCGGCGUCCGUCUCCUCCUCGUCGUCCGUAUCGAGUGAUUCGAGCCACAGCCAAGGGGCUGUUCAGCCCCGCUCAGACCCCAGCUCAAGGAAUUCGAGCUCAUCUGGCAGAGGCUACCGAUCGUACGCGAGCAGGAGAUCCCACGAGCCGCGGCCAGUUCCGGCUAGCCCAUCCCAGUCAUCGCCUGACAAGUCAUCUUUCGAGUCCGCAGCGAGCCCAACCUCUCCCAGGGCAGAGCAGUCCUGGCAACAGAAGAGCAACUCACAAGCCUCAAGACACGGCCUGUACCAGCCUGUGGCCAUGCCACAGCCGACAUUUGGUCCGGGAGAUAACUAUGCACAUAUGAACCGGACGUCGAGGAAAGUGAAUUCUGGAUUUGAAGUCCUGCCAGCCGGCACUUUUGGCUAUCCGCAACAGCCGCUGAGUCCGAACAGUGACGGAUUUCAGGAUGCUGAUCUGGAAAACGAGGCAACGGCCAGGGAGCAGAGGAAGCUACAGAAAAAGAAUAGCAGAACUGCCCUUGCCGGAGCUCCUUAG
This is a messenger RNA of Thyridium curvatum, 1242 nucleotides long. RefSeq lists its product as uncharacterized. Lineage: Eukaryota; Fungi; Ascomycota; Sordariomycetes; Thyridiales; Thyridiaceae. The record is from RefSeq and is a predicted model, not a curated record. Bases 1 to 1242 code for a protein of 413 amino acids. The transcript has 2 exons.